Messenger RNA from Phalacrocorax carbo (great cormorant), 2237 nucleotides. The record is from RefSeq and is a predicted model, not a curated record. NCBI's taxonomy places the organism in Eukaryota, Metazoa, Chordata, Aves, Suliformes, Phalacrocoracidae.
GUGCCCGCCGUGCGCCACGUGGCCAAGGACCACGUGUUGGCAGCGCCAUGGCCUCGGCGCCCAAGAGGCCCAAGGUGGCUGCCGGGAGUAGCGCCCGAGAAAAGGGCAGCACCGACCCCCUCUCCGGCUUCCUGGAGUGGUGCAGGCGGGCCGGGGUGGAGCUCAGCCCCAAGGUCCGCCUGAGCAGGGAGGGGGCGGUGGCUGGAUACGGUAUGUUGGCAACCGAGGAGCUGGCGGUGGGAGAGGUCCUGUUCACCGUCCCUCGCGCGGCGUUGCUCUCCCAGCACACCAGCUCUAUCCAGGCGCUCCUGCGGGACGCCCAGGAGUCCCUGCAGAGCGAGUCCGGUUGGGUGCCUCUCCUGCUGGCCUUGCUACAUGAGUACACAGCCAGCAACUCCCACUGGCAGCCUUAUUUCUCCCUCUGGCAGGACUUCAGGAGCCUUGAUCACCCCAUGUUCUGGCCUGAAGAAGAGCGAGCGAGCCUGCUGCAGGGCACAGGCAUCCCGGACGCAGUGGACAAGGACCUGGCUAACAUCCACCUGGAGUACAGCUCCAUCAUCCUACCUUUCAUGGAGUCCCACCCCAAAAUCUUUGACCCCAAGCUGCACACGCUGGAGUUGUACAAGGAGUUGGUAGCAUUUGUCAUGGCCUACAGCUUUCAGGAACCUUUAGAGGAAGAAGAUGAAGAUGAGAAGGGGCCCAAUCCUCCAAUGAUGGUGCCUGUAGCAGAUAUUUUGAAUCACGUGGCCAAACACAACGCCAACCUGGAAUACGCUCCUCAAUGUUUACGAAUGGUUACAACGCAGCCCGUCAGCAAAGGACAAGAGAUUUUCAACACAUACGGGCAGAUGGCCAACUGGCAGCUCCUACAUAUGUAUGGCUUUGCAGAGCCAUACCCUGGCAACACCAAUGACACAGCCGACAUCCAGAUGGUGACAGUCCACAAGGCAGCACUGCAGCGUGCCAAAAGCGAAGCGCAGCAGCAGCUGGUCUCAGAGCAGUGGGACUUCUUGUGCCAGCUGGAGAUGGUAGGGGAGGAAGGCGCCUUUGUGCUUGGCUGGGAUGAGGUGCUGACAGAGGAAGAGCUGUCCAUGACCCUGAAGGUGCUGUGCAUGUCAGAGGAAGAAUUCAAGGAGUAUAAGGAACAAGGUGGCUGGGAAGAUGACAGUGAGGAAGAGGAAAACUCUAGCCUUUCUUACGAGGCUCUCUCCAGACUUAAACCCCCUUGCAAGAUGCUCCUUUAUGACAGUGUGCUGCUGACCCUGGAGUCCUACAGGUCAGACUUGAAAGCAGAGCAGGACUUGCUAAAUAACAAAGAGGCUUAUGAGAAACUGAGUCGAAGGGAACAGCAAGCUUUGCAAGUGCGCUAUGGACAAAAACGGAUCUUGCAUCAGCUCCUAGAGCUGGUAUGCUAGAAACCUUGUUGCCUCUGGAAAUGAGCUGCCUAAAACUGCGCUCAGGAGAGGUCAGCCUUUGGCCACCUCUUCUACAGCAGCAAGAACAGAUGGCAAGAUUAAAUAUGGGUCCACUUGUCCCUCAAACGGCAUGUGGCUUUUUAGCUACCUCUACAUAAACAAAAAAAUCUUCCACAGCACAGGAGUGGUUUUGGGUGGCCUUAUUUAAAACUAGAGGUCUGGUGCACACCUUCCACCUUCUUCUAGAGGACUUAAGUGCACCCUGAUCUCCUAGUUGCUGCUACAUGAAGACAGAGAAUACAGAGUAUUCUGUACUCUGUCAGAAUAACAAGUGGGUUCCCUCAUUUAGCACUAGAAAUUUAAGGCAAUAACUACUCCUUGUCCACAGGAAGAGGACCAAAAUCCAGCUGGUAACUUUUACCUCACAGAGGUUCAGAGUAAAUACCUGGCAUGUGGAGAAGCUGCCAAACAAAACUUUUCACCUGUAUUUUGUUAAUACUGAGAAUUUUAAAGAGUACAAGCCCAUGCAUCUGGUUUCCAUGUAGGCCCAGUAUACAAGGUAUUUCCUUUUACCUCUGUAAAAGGCAUUUCUGUAUGGGCUUGAGUCUACUCUAUAAAGAAGCACCACCACAGUUCUGCAGCUGCUGUAGGCUCAGCAUUUGAUAUACACCCUCCAGUUGAUACAGCUCUUCCCUGAACUCAGGCAUUGCCCUGUAUCACGUUUAGCAUAAUAAAAUUUUUUGCCUCAGCAGUUUUUGCAUAACAGAACACUGAGGGUUUAGAGGACAACCUAUAUUUAGUAAAGACUUUGUUUCUUACCCA